AAUUUCCAUUAAUCACUUUUUAACCACUGGAAGUCUGACUCAUAUAUUUUCUAGAAAUAAACUUUGUAAAAUUGUGAAAUUAAUUAUUUAAUUUUUUUCUGUGUUUAAUCGGUAAACAAGUGAUAAAAAUUCAAAAUGAGUGUUAAUACAGCACAUGCGAAUGGUGGAGUCUUGAUUCAUGCUGGUGAAACAAUUCUCUUGUUUAGUGACAAUGUUUCGAUGGAAUUUGCAGGUCAGGAUGGUCCAAUUUUUAAAGGCACGAAGCAAGGUCGAAUUUAUCUGACUACUCAUAGAGUCAUUUUUAAUAGUAAAAACGGCAAGGAUCCUAUGCAAUCAUUUAGUUCUCCUUUCAUCUCAAUGAGCGAUGUUGAGUUAGAACAACCAGUAUUUGGUGCAAACUAUAUUAAGGGGAAAAUUCGAGCACAACCAAAUGGAAAUUUUACAGGCGAAACAAAGUUUAAAAUGUCAUUUAAAUCUGGUGGCUGCAUCGAUUUUGGACAGGCUUUAUUGAGAGCAGCUUCAAUGGCACAAAGAAACUCCCCACAUGGAAUGGCACCACCUCCUUACGAACCGCCAGGUAGCGGAUGGUAUCAAGCUCCACCUCCGAGUUAUACCCCAACUGCUGGAACUUAUGGCUGGUUACCACAAAAUGCAGCUUUUGGACAGGCGCCUACAGAUGGGGUUUAUAUGAAUGAUCAACCUCCCCCGUAUCCAGGAAUUAACCCUAAUCCCCCAAAUUAUGCACAGCCCAAUUAUAAUCCUCAAGCUCAAGGAUUUCCUUCUCAGCCACCACAAUAUGGUUACGUUCCUGGCAGUGCUGCAUCUUAUCCAAAUGCUGCUCCACAAUACCCAGGCGCUCAACAGUCUAAUACUGUCCCAGGAUAUCCAACUGGUCCACAAAAUGCAGGAUUUCAAAAUGCUGGAACUUCUUAUCCAACAUUACCAACACAAGCAUUCGGAUUCAAUUCGCCUUCAGCUCCGGUACCUAUGACCAAAGAACAAGAAGCAGCAGCAUCUGCAUUUUAUGAUCCUCGUAAUAUGAAUUCAGCAUUUGUUCAACAGCAACAAACUUACGAUAUUCCACCAGCUUACGACUCGUUAAAUCAGAAUAAUCCAAACAAUAAGAAAACUCAGUAAAUAUUGUGGCUUAAAAGUGCAUUCCUUAAAUUGAUUUUUGUGGGAAAUAUUAUUAUGAUAAUAAUAGUCAGUUUAUAUGCUAUUGAGACUAUCGCUGAUGUUAUAUAUUUCGUGUAAUAAAUAGAAUUCACUUGAAUAAUGAAUUUCUAAUACCUAAUUUAUUAUUUUUC
This is a messenger RNA of Chironomus riparius, 1307 nucleotides long. The record is from the annotation of a GenBank genome assembly. Lineage: Eukaryota; Metazoa; Arthropoda; Insecta; Diptera; Chironomidae.